This is a messenger RNA of Drosophila persimilis, 1227 nucleotides long. It is a transcript of the gene Kr-h2, whose product is annotated as Krueppel homolog 2. Bases 127 to 966 code for a protein of 279 amino acids. Gene Ontology annotation, cellular component: membrane; endoplasmic reticulum. The record is from RefSeq and is a predicted model, not a curated record. The transcript is spliced from 5 exons. Lineage: Eukaryota; Metazoa; Arthropoda; Insecta; Diptera; Drosophilidae. Gene Ontology annotation, biological process: membrane organization; endoplasmic reticulum tubular network organization.
UUUACGUGUAAAAUUUGUAUUAAAUUUUUGUACCAUAUCGCCAGUGAGAAACCCUGGACUCAUUUGCUGCUCAGUGAACGACUAAAAAUCCAGUAAGGUGAACAGCGAUCAACCGACAAGUUCAUAAUGAGCACAUCCACCGACCAGCCACCGCGCUUCGAUAGCGCCGAGACCAAUGGCUCUGAGAGCACAUCACAGCAGCAGGAGCAACAGCAGCAGCAGCAGAACCAGAACCAACCACAGAAUGCUCCGGCCAAGCUCUUGCAGCAUUUCCAAACGAAUCGAAUUGAUUCCGCACUGUGGGCCCUGCGGCUGCUAUCGAUAUUCUUUACCGUGAGCUAUGUGUUGCCCGUAUUUACUUCACAACAGAGCUCCUUCACCAAGGUUCUGUUGGCCAAUGCGGCCAUCUCUGCCCUGCGUCUUCAUCAACGUGUACCCGCCUUCUCGUUCAGUCGCGAAUUCCUGAGCAAAUUGUUUGCCGAAGACUCGUGUCACUACAUGGUGUACUCUCUGAUCUUCUUCAACAUUCGGCCGUCGCUCUUGGUCCUGGUCCCCGUGCUGCUCUACUCUGUGCUGCACGCCUCCAGCUAUUCACUUAAGUUGUUGGAUCUGAUUGGCCAGAACUCGUGGUGGGGCGCCCGUUUCAUCAUCUCGAUUGUGGAGUUCCAGGCGGCCAACAUACUGAAGGCCACAGCAUUCUGCGAGAUCUUCAUUAUGCCCUAUGCUAUUGUUCUUACUUUUAUGAGCCACGCGGGCCUGAUGACACCAAUUAUCUACUAUCACUAUGUGGUGAUGCGUUAUACCUCACGCCGCAAUCCCUAUCCUCGCACCGCCUUUGCCGAGCUGCGCAUCACCUUCGAGACGCUGGCCGCUCGUGCUCCUCCUGCCAUCGCCAAAAUCAUUCGCGGGGGCAUUGCCAUUGUUAGCCGAUUGGCGCCGCAGCCAACGCCUGUGCCUCCUCAGUAAGGAGAACAGAACCACUGCUGGAGGAGGACGCUACUAAGGACAUCUAAAUAAGCUUAUUUAACUAUUGUACCAACCCACUCACACAGACGCUCAUUCAAGUGUUUAGGGUUCAUUUGGUUUUAUUUGUUAGUCAAAAAGUUGUUUGCAUUACACCAUUUCCGUAUAGGGGCCCUCACAAAUCGGUUUGUUGUCUUUUUCUUUUACCAUCCGACGCGUUUUGGCAUGUAAUUUCUGAGUAAACUCACAUUUUCACGACACAUA